Molecule: messenger RNA, 534 nt
Organism: Durusdinium trenchii
Lineage: Eukaryota; Dinophyceae; Suessiales; Symbiodiniaceae
Source: the annotation of a GenBank genome assembly
CCAACACCCUCGGCUUCUUCGGUACUUGAAGCAGGUACUCGGUGACCCUAAACCGGAGCGACUGGCCUUUCUGCCUCCCAGCUCCAUCGGCCAAUCAGCUGCGUCAAGAGUCUUCCGGCCUCAGCCACCCCGUUGCUACAGUGCCGAUGCAGAUCUACGUGUGCCUCGCCAGUGGGCGCUCGGUUCUGGUGCCGACUGAGGCCGAGGCACCAGUGUCCGAGCUGAAGCUGGCAGCGCAGGAGUGCUUCGGUGUCGCCGUGCAAAGCCUGGUGAGUGCGGCGGGAGAGAUCCUGCAGGGAACUUUGGCCGAGAGUGGUUUGAAGGACGGCGACACCGUCACCGCGCUGGUGCAGCCGCCGCGGCUCUUCUCCGCGCGACGGGCCAUGGCCUUCGCGCUGGUGCGCAGCGACCAGACGGUGGUCACGUGGGGACACCCGAUGGUGGGAGGCUCCAUCUCUGACGCUCGGGCCACCGAGGGCCGCUCCGGGGGAAGGCCGGUGUUUCACGCGCUGGGAGGAAGGAGUACACGCUGAC